AUGGCAGACCCUUCACCUCCUAACCCGCCCAUCACUCCGUCCGAGGCUUCCUCGGGCUCCCAAUCUCGCUCGAGCACCACCUUGCGCUCAGGCCGUGAUGGCAAGACAGCCAAACGGGAGCAGGUGGCAGCUGCAUGUCUGGAGUGCCGGAACAAGAAAGUCAAGUGCGACGCCGUGAGACCAUCCUGUGGCCGUUGUACGCAGCGCAAGCUUCAGUGUGGCUACGACGUUGCAGAGCCCGACACCACCAAGCUCGUUGCGGCGAGACGGAGGAACGAGGAGAUGCAGGAGCAACUGGAAGGGAUGAGGGAGCUGUAUGGAUACAUGGCGGAGAGGACGGAGGAAGAGGCGACGCGCAUCCUCCAAAUGAUUCGCGCUCAUCCUGACGACCCCUUUGCAGUGCUACGUGCCAUACAAGAGGCCGACCUGUUACUGCUCCGCUCGGCAGGUGCUGCGCGGGGAGGCAGCGACCAGAACGCUCCCCAAUGA
Messenger RNA from Sphaerulina musiva SO2202, 489 nucleotides. RefSeq lists its product as uncharacterized. The record is from RefSeq and is a predicted model, not a curated record. Gene Ontology annotation, biological process: regulation of DNA-templated transcription. Gene Ontology annotation, molecular function: DNA-binding transcription factor activity, RNA polymerase II-specific; zinc ion binding. The transcript has 2 exons. Lineage: Eukaryota; Fungi; Ascomycota; Dothideomycetes; Mycosphaerellales; Mycosphaerellaceae. Bases 1 to 489 code for a protein of 162 amino acids.